Dioszegia hungarica is the source of this 5364-nucleotide messenger RNA. RefSeq lists its product as uncharacterized. Gene Ontology annotation, molecular function: helicase activity. The record is from RefSeq and is a predicted model, not a curated record. The transcript has 24 exons. Gene Ontology annotation, biological process: regulatory ncRNA-mediated heterochromatin formation. Gene Ontology annotation, cellular component: nuclear RNA-directed RNA polymerase complex. Bases 1 to 5364 code for a protein of 1787 amino acids. NCBI's taxonomy places the organism in Eukaryota, Fungi, Basidiomycota, Tremellomycetes, Tremellales, Bulleribasidiaceae.
AUGGCGGCAGCCGCAAGCUCCCGUGCAGCUUUCACGUUCGGCUCAGAUCAGCCAUACGCGAAUCUGUGGCAAGCCGGAUCAGACGCUACCGGACGCGUCGAGGCGGUACCUUCGCGAGACUGGUCUGACCAGGGGGCGCCGGCAGUGAUACCCGUUAUGGGCCGUCCUACUGCGCCACUCCCAGCUCGGAGACGUCCUGCUGCGGCUCCAUUGCUCGCUGGAAUAGAUGGUAGUAUCGGUCUGGUAUCCGUCAUGCCGUCUUCGGCGGAAGCCCAGAGUAUGCCUAGAUUGGGAGAGAUGGACGCAUGUUUGGAGCAGAACGAUGGUGGACUGCAGGCCAUGAUCAACAAGCAGUUCCGGAUGCUUCGCUUCGACUGUACAAUGUCCCUUCGAGCAGCAAUCUGGGCAUGCGUUCGAGAUCUACAUAACGGGGAUGGAGAUACAAGGCUGGCACGUCUACUACGCGAUGGAGGGGGAACAUACACCCCGGACCUUGUUAGCUGCGAUACCAGUCCCGUUCCGCUCAUCUCAGAUGUCCGCUUUACCAAUGUCAAACUCCACUCAACGUACGGUCCAACGUUCUACGUCUCUGCUAGCGCUCCUCCUGGACCAGCACGAAGUCCGACUCAAGGGUCAAGAUUCGCAUUUUGGCGGUUCGGUAAACGGCUUCCGGCGGGCGGUAUGGUGGCUAUGGUCACGCAUCGAGAAGGUAUGCGGCCAGAUGUGAGGAUGGCGAUGAUCGCUACGGAGGUGACAUUCCCCAGGAAAAGCGACCCUCGACCGACCGACCCCUCCGUUAUCCACUUCUCGCUCUCCUUUCCUAAACCCACCGAUACCGAAUGGGCAUUGAGACAAGUCGCGCUUCGGGACUCGACCUCUCCGCCCACCUGCUUCCUCCUCGAGAACCCCGUCCUCUACAUCAGCUUUCAGCCCUUCCUGCAGAGCCUGCAGAGCACCGAGAUGGUCAAUCUCGACUCGUCUCUACUCCGCAAUAUCACUCUAGAGUCCACAGAGACCCGGCCGCCCGAGUACGCCAACCAGCCCAAGUUCGAGUGGGAUCUCUCCCCCCUCAUGCGCCUUGAUUCGCCCGUCCGGGAACUGCGGAUGCGGAUCGACGAUCGGAGCUCGGUCGAACGCGCCCGGCAGCAUAUGCACCGGUCGAGCAUCAUGGACCCAUCGCAAGCGGACGCGAUCAUUUCUGCCUUGACGCAGGAGCUGGCUUUGCUCGAAGGACCUCCAGGUACGGGAAAGACGUACACCGGCGUCCAGCUCCUCCGGCUGUUCGUUCUCAAUAAUGUCGGACCGAUUGUCAUCAUGGCCCAGACCAAUCACGCCCUCGACAAUAUCCUUCGAGCACUUUAUGAUACCGAAGUCACAAAGGAGAUCGUACGGCUCGGCGCGGGGUCGGAGGAUCCAGUCCUCCAGAAUUUGUCAUUGCGCAAAAGGAGGAUGAGGGGGAAUAGAAAUGGGAAGAAGCAGGACCCAACUGUCAAGGAGGCGGGAGUUGUGAAAGAAGCCAUGGGAGAAAUGGAGGAUGAAAUGAAGGCACUAUCACAUCAGAUCAUGGCUCAUAACAAAGUCUCGGUCGAGCAAAUCGAAAACACCCUAUCUUCGAAGUAUGGCAUACACCACUUCCGCCUCAAUAUGCCGCCAAGCUAUAUCAAGGCGAUGAUGGAUGAUCUGGCGCUAGAGGAUGGGUGGGCGAGAGUGGGGAAGGACGGCGAAGAGGCUGCGGCGAUAUCGACGUGGAGCUUCUGGGCCGAUAGAGGGGAUAUCAGGCAUGUGGGUAAUCUGGCGGCGCAAGCGGAGGCGGGCGAAAAGGAGGCGGAUGAUCUGGCUGGCGCGUUGGCGGGUUUGGGCGUGCAGGAAAGUGCAGCGGAUAGAGGGGCAGAUGCGAGCCAAGACGCAUGGGCCGGACUGUUUCAGAAGGGCUCGUGGGACCCAGUCGUGUCUACUUGGACCAAAGCGCUCAGCGAUAGAGCCCUCUUCUUGUCUCACUUCAAGCUCUCGGAACUUCCUACUUUUCCCAUCAGCAACAGGCCGCUUGAAGAGCUUCGAUCCGACCCAGACAUAUGGUUUUACUCGCUGUCGGAACGACGGACCUUUCGCCGGCACCUGGAGGAGAAGACGAGGUUCACGCUGCAGGCGAUGAAUGAGCUGCGGUACAAUCAGCUGGUGACGGAGUACGCGGCAAAGCGGGCGCAAUUCGAAGAGCUGCAGAGAAAGGUUUGUUUUAGAAUACAAGCCUCUGCGAUGCAGGGUGUCAAGAUCGUUGGAUGUACCACCAACGGCGCGGCUAGGCUGAAGGAGAUCAUCCAGACGCUCUCCCCCAAAGUGCUCGUCGUCGAAGAAGCAGGCCAAGCUCUCGAAGCUCACAUCCUCGCUGCCCUCUCUCCCUCAAUCCAGCACCUCAUCCAAAUCGGCGAUCCCCAGCAGCUGCGGUGCAUCACCAACUGCCACAAGCUCUCGGUCGAGUCCAAUAUCGGCUCUACACACUACCGGCUCAACGAGAGCAUGAUGGAGCGGCUUUCGUCGGCGGGCUACCCCAUGGCGCAGCUCAAGACUCAGCGUCGGAUGCGACCGCAGAUCUCGGCAUUGAUCAGAGCGCAGCUGUACCCCGAAUUGAAGGAUCAUGAGCGGGUGCUGAAGUACCCAGCGGUCCAAGGAGCGACGAAGAAUGUCUACUUUCUGGAUCACCGCCAUAAGGAGACGGCAGAGGGGGAAGGCGGUCAGAAGAAGUCAAAUCCGUGGGAGGCAUCAAUGGCCGCGGAGCUCGCUCUGUACUUUGCGAAACAGGGCUGUUAUCCGGAAGAAAAGGGAGUCGUCAUUCAGUGUGCAUAUGCCGGCCAAGUCCUCGAGGUCAAGCGAUGCCUUGAGGGUCGAGCCAAGAUCAAAACGGGUGAUAGAGAGAAACAGACUCUCGCUCGGAAUGGCACUACCGCAGAUAUCUUUAGCGAGACCACUGGUCCAUCUCUGACCGUCAUGGUGAGAACGAUAGACAGCUUCCAAGGGGAGGAAGCGGACGUUAUCAUUCUGUCUUUAGUUCGGAACGCUGGAGAUGUAGACGGGGACGAGGCUGCUCAUUCCAUUGGAUUCCUCAAGACGAAUAACAGAAUCAACGUCGCCGUAUCCCGCGCCAAACAUGGUCUCUUCAUGCUCGGUCAUGCUCCUCAGCUGGCUUCGCAGAGCUCAUUCUGGAAGGACACGGUGGAUCAGCUCCUCGCCGACAACUGCGUAGGCGGAUCGCUGCCUCUGGGUUGCGCGGUUCAUGGGUCCGAGCAGGCUAUCACAGAUGUUGGCGAUUUCAAGAAGUAUGCGCCGAGCGGAGGAUGUACUUUGAAGUGCGGUACCGCGUUGUCCUGCGGGCAUUCCUGCCCUGAGAAGUGUCACCCAGCCGACCGGCAGCAUGUCAAGACUCUCUGCGCUCAGCCAUGCAAUCGGCCCCGCGACUGCGAGCAUACCUGCGAAAAGCGGUGCUGUGAUUCGUGCGGGCUAUGCGAGGAGGUUGUCGGGACUCAUGUGAUGGAUUGCGAGUAUGAGCAUGUCGUUGACGUCAAAUGCUACCAGCGGAAUGACCUCGAUAAGAUCAAGUGCCCAAUGAUGGUUCCUGUAACCGGUCAAUCAUGCGAGCACAUCAACCAUAUCCCAUGCGGAUCUGUAAAGGCACUCGGACCCUGCGACCAGGUCUGCGGCCUGCAACUCGAAUGCUGCGGCGCCAAUUGCACAGAAAAAUGCCUUACCUGCCAGCGCCUCAGCCGUCCUGCCAUCGACGGUAAUGCCAUGCUCGAGCUCGGCAUCGUCACUCCCGCGCCCGAAGCGAUCGAUCGAACGGUCCACGCCAAGCAUCAGUGUCGGCGCAAAGGGGACAAUUGCGGGCACCGCUGCGAUACGGUGUGCAAACCUGACCAUUGCCAUAGCAGAAAGUGCGAUGCCGAGAACAUUGCAGAAUUGGAUGGCGAUUGCGAUACCCAAGGGGCAGUCACAUCGUGUAGCUGGCCUGGCGUGGUCGACGGGAAGCUAUGCACCGAGCCAUGCGAGCGGGUCUGUCCGCAUCAGAAAUGCUCGCUCCCGUGCUACAUGCCUUGCAAGAUCAAGUCAUGCGAUCGAGCUUGCCCUAAGCUGUUGGAUUGCGGCCAUCCUUGCCCAUCUGUCUGCUCAGAAUCGUGCGCCUCUCAAUCCUGCUCGAUCUGUCUUUAUCCCCUCCGAAUCCUCACUGCUCAAGGCAUCAUAUCGGUCACCCACCAAACGCGGCGGCAACUACAACGACGCAUUGUCACCCAUGAUUGCGGGAUGGCGAUCGAUAUCCCCUUUCUCGACACGGUCACUGCCGCACGCGCUACGCUGAAUUUACCACCUGCCUGCCCAUCAUGCGGCAAAGGUCUCACGACGCCUCGGUACUUUACGCACCGGAAACAAGCUGUUUUCGCGCAUUUCGAGCGACACGUUCUUGCAGAUCUGCGGGAUCGCGCCAAUGUCCUAGGCCAGAAUCCCGGCGGCUCCUCACUAUCUACCUCGUCUGUCGAUAACGAGAUCGCCACGAACCUCGGCGACGUCAUCCUCCCUCCUCCUGGCCGUCUACCCAAACAGCGGGCGAUCAAUGAUAUCCUCUCGCUCCCAUCGGAUCUCGCGACAGCUCAGCCAGUCACGGCGGACAUGCUCGAAGAUAUUCUCAAUGACGUCUUCUGCUUUUCGAGCGAGCUUGAAGGGGCUUGGGUCCAGGUGACAGAGCUCCUCGCAGACGAGUAUGCCCGCAUCGAGCCCCUCUGCUCGCCGCCCAUCCACACGGCUGCUACACGCCCAUACCGUAUGGCGGCCAUCCUGAGCAGCAUCGGCUCUCGGCUCGUCCUCGCUUUCUAUGCUCAACGGUUCGUCAUUGCUCUUCAAGACAGGGGUAGUCGGGACCCGGCGAUUCGGAUCAAUGCGAACUAUGCGGCCCAUCUCUUCGACAUCCUGAUGUGGACAUUCUUGAGGAGCUGCGAUCGAGAUCUCAAGAUCGCGGUGGAUUACUCGGAGUGUCCGGGAACGUCGAGGGCAGCGAUAGCGGGUUACAGGAUUGUGCUAUCGCAGCAGACUACCCUCGCGAUCGUGGGCGGACGAGGAGGAAGGGUCGGAGCGGAGUUGGACCGGAUGCUUGCCAAGGCGGAGGGAGCGACGAAGGAAAGCCUAGAGCAUUUGAAGGACGAUCUAGCGGGUUCUGCGGAAGGGGAGAAGGCGGAUAAGGCGUUGCAGAAGAUACAGGCGGGAUGGAGGCAGAUCCGAGCAGCGGAGAAGGCGGGAAGAGUGUACGAUGCGGGGAAGGGGAUGAAGGCUGGGCUGGAACUCGCGGCAGGAAUAGCGCUGGGUCUGGUAGAUAGGGGGAUCUGA